Messenger RNA from Protopolystoma xenopodis, 369 nucleotides. The record is from the annotation of a GenBank genome assembly. NCBI's taxonomy places the organism in Eukaryota, Metazoa, Platyhelminthes, Monogenea, Polystomatidea, Polystomatidae.
AUGGGCAAGCAUAAACUUGCCCAGACAGGACGGUCCAAAUGUCAGCGCGAGAGUGAACGGAAUGCCACCACAUGCGGUAUUCCUCGCGUGAACCACGAGACCCGGGUCUGGUCUGUCUGGUCUGUCUGUCCGCAUGGUCGGAAACAGCUGGGCAGGAAGCUAUCGCUGCCACGAGAGCAGGUAGUAGAGUGGGAGGGUAGGUGGGGCGUUCGCGGGAGGCACACGCUGUCGCCUAACAACCGCGAGGGGCAUCGUUCUGGCUUGCAUGUGGCCUCUUCUUUGGUCAGUCGAGGCGUACAGCUGACGCGGGAACCGAGGUCAGAUUCACCACGAGUUCAGCACAAACGCUACUCAUCAAAUAGCAAGUAG